Molecule: messenger RNA, 4031 nt
Organism: Amphiprion ocellaris (clown anemonefish)
Lineage: Eukaryota; Metazoa; Chordata; Actinopteri; Pomacentridae
Gene: ppp1r13l
Product: protein phosphatase 1, regulatory subunit 13 like
Exons: 13
Coding region: 403-2916 (837 amino acids)
Biological process (GO): regulation of transcription by RNA polymerase II; positive regulation of cell differentiation
Molecular function (GO): transcription factor binding
Source: RefSeq, a predicted model, not a curated record
UAUUCACACUGGAAAAUUCAUCGAGGUGUUCUACUCUAUAUUAAGGUUAUUUCUUUUAAUUUCACAUUAAUAUGCGCCAUACUGACUUACUGUCCCCAAAUCGAAGGCCUCGAACUAUCUCCUGUGUCUGAUGGCUUUAAUAAGUAGAAGCACACAAAAAUAAUCCAAAUAAUUCUUUUCCAUGCAGGUAUUUUAGGUGAUUGUUAUUGUGCACAGUUUUGUUGGCAUUAGCGCAUUAGUUAAAUAGCUUUUUGCAAUCAGUCUGGACUAAUUGACCCGUUGGCACACACCACUGUCUGAGGUAUUAAUAUAAUUUGUCAUCCACCUGUCUGGCUAUGCGCUGCACCUGUUUCUCUGUCUGCCUGCCUGUCUGACAGCGACUUUCAAACACACCAGUCAUGUAUGAUGUGGAGCUGGAACACCUGGUGGGUGCCACAGAUCACACGGUUGAGUCAGCAAUUGGGCCACGCAGCGUCAGUUCCAAGAGCAGAGCGCUGCUUCCUCACAGCCAUGAGUUCCCAGACGAGCUUUGGCAGCAGCAUGCUGUUUCAGACCAUAAAUGAUGACCUGAACGCGUCGCUGGCUACAGCUGAUGAGUUAUCCAGAGAGUUUAACUCCAUGCUGAAGGAGGCAUCUUCUCCCAACAACAACACAACGUCUGGCUCUCAGAUACAACUGACCAGCUCUAGUAUCUCCAAAGAGAAGCCUCUGUCCUCCGGAUCCUCCAGCUCCUCCAUCUCUCCCCGGAAGUCGACCGGCAGCGCCAACGGCAGCAGCAGCUCCUCAGGCUCCUCCACCAGCCCAGCAUCUUUCCGUCCCAUCGACUCGGUCAUCUCCAGCAAUAAAAACAUCCCCACCUCCCCCGUCUUCUCCACCAGCCCGCUGUCAUCUCCCAGGAUUCACAGGAGGACCCACUCUCCUCUUCCUCGGGUCGGAUCCGACAGCUACUCCUACAGCCUGCCGAGCCCCAGACUGUCCCCACGACACAAUGCCCCGUCGCCCUUCGACAGGAGCCCCAGAAGCUCGGUCAGCUACAUGGAGAGAAGCCCGUCCCCGAUCCACUCAGCUGUUCCUCUGGACCAGUCGAGUCGAUCCUCUUCAGGCGGGAACUCCUUCAACCUGCUGAGUCCUUAUGACAACAGCCAGAUGGGCCGCAGGUCGCCUCGGCCGGACAGAAGCCCGUCUCCGCUGUCCUUCAACCAUCCAAUGUCCAGCACGCUGCCUCGAAAUUUUAACAGUUUCAGGCAACCAGAGGAAAGUGUGCAGCGGCAGAAGAGUCCCUCCAAGUGGAAUGAGACAGAUCUGGACGUGUUCUACGAGAGGAAACCUCACCACACUUACGACAAAUCGGAGUGGCUGAGACCGUCUGUGCCAAACAGCAGCUGGAGAGAAUCCAACCUGGACGGUCCUCCUCCGGCCCCGAGCCCCAAGAAGGAUCCACGGUCUAAUUCGGUCCAGUAUUCCCACAGCUCUCUCCCCCGUAACGCUCGUAUAUCAGUCCCUCCAGAUGUCUCCUCUCCAUCCCACUCUCCUUACCACCCUCAGCCCAUCAUCUCCCGCAUUUCCAUCCCUCCUGCCUCUGCUUCGACCCGCCAGCGUAAACCCAUCCCUCUCUCAGUCAUCAUGCGCCUCCAAAACCCCCACUGGGGAGCCAUGGCCACCCGCCACCCCCGAGUGCUGGGAGGAGAAGGAGACAUGGCUCCUUAUCAGCCGGCUGUACCCAUCCCCAGGGAGUACUUCCACCCACCCGUAAUCCAGCCUCAGCCCCCUGAGCUGAGGCAGCCGGCUAUUUACAGCGACGCUCUGAACCCGGGAGAUGUCGACGCAGAGCUGGAGCGGCUGGACUACAUCCGCUACAUCCCUGUGAUUAUGGAGAAUCCUCCCACACCGGAGGGCAGCGUCGAGGGCGUGCCGAUCGCUCCCCGGCCCCUCAGCCCCACCAGGCUGCAGCCGGUCGUGGCCCCCGAGGCCCAGAGCGACGCGAUCCCCGACCUGGAGGAGCUGCUGCGCAUCAGGGCGGAGAUCCCCAGAGCCCUGAAGAGACGAGGAUCCGUGGACCACUCGCUGCCCAUGAAGAAGGCCUCGCACUACCAGCCCAACCAGUACAAAAACCUCAUCGACAAGCUGUUCCGCAGGAAGGACCAUCGGCAGAGGGGGGAGCAGGGCAGCGAGACCAGCAGCUCCUCAGACGGGGAGGACGCUGCGAUGCCUCCUGCCGCUCCGCCUCAGUCAUCCAACGUGAUUCCACAUAGCUACCAUUCGAUCCUGCGCCGGUCCAGAGAACGCAAAGGUUCUGGAAGGCGAGCUCGGCUGAGUCCGCUAGUUCUGCUGCUCGAUGGAGCUUUGGUGGGAGAGCUGGAGACAGUGCAGAGAGCUGUGCAGGAGAUGAAUGACCCCAGCCAGCCGAAUGAUGAGGGCAUCACUGGUCUUCACAACGCCAUCUGCGGGGGGCAUUACAACGUGGUGGACUUCCUGGUUCGCAUCGGAGCCAAUGCCAGUGCACCAGACAGCCAUGGAUGGACUCCUCUGCAUUGUGCAGCUUCUUGCAACGAUCGUCCUCUGUGCGAGUUCUUGGUGAGGAAUGGAGCUGCUGUAAUGGCUAUGACGGAGAGUGAUGGUGCCACCGCCUCCCAGAAGUGUGAUCCUUACGCCGUCGGGUUUGAGGAGUGUGAGAACUUCCUUAGAGGCGUGGAGGAGGCCAUGGGGGUGGAGAACAGCGGGGUGCUGUAUGCUCUGUGGAGUUACCCGGCUCAGGCUGCCGACGAGCUAAGCUUCAAAGAGGGAGACAUGGUUACCAUCCUGCAGAAACCCGAAGGCUCCGACUGGUGGUGGGCUUCACUCUGCGGCAGGGAGGGCUUCGUUCCAAACAACUACUUCGGGCUUUUCCCAAAGGUUCGACCAAAAUCUCUCUGCUAGGCGUCCUCUCGAUGAUCCACUCUGGUCAAACCGGUGCAGAGGACCGUCUCAGUGCUUCACCGCUUCACACUGUUAUUUGAAAGGACUAUGUCUGUAUGAGUGUGAAAGAGCUGUAACGCUGCAGGGCAUGAGAACUAGUUUUGAUCUGUCAGUCAAGGAGAGAUGAAGGAGAAGUCUCAGUAUUCAUUUUGGCCUCACUGACAGGGAUGAAUCGUUUUUUCAUUCGUACCGACUCUGCUGUAGGAUAUUUUCUCUAGUAAAGCUACAACUCAAGCCUUCUGUCGAGCUUUGCAUGAAGAUUACAAAAGGGUCGUCCUCUCUGCUGUUCUGCUCAGCUGUGCUCCAGUCAGGAGUUGACAUUUCUGACUUAUUGGCCGGUUACUAAUCAAGAAAGCAGACAGCGUUCAGUCCACUCAGCAACAAGGUCAAUGUAGGUGUGUGUUGUCAUGACUGUUUAGAAACAGGCUGCUUCUCUUGGAGUAAAAUCAACUUUCUCAGCAGCGGAGGAGUUUGUUUGUUUGCUGCUACAUCGAAGCAAAAGGGAGCAGUUAGGAGUUGAAAUGGAACUUUGAAUUUUUGUGAAUAUUUUUUGAAAAUGUAUUCCAUCACUGUGUUUGGUUUUUUUUGGAAGUAGUUUCACAGAUUUUAGUGCUAAUAUCCAACUGGAACCAUAUUGUGAAGAAAUGUUUUGGUAAAGAAUGACCACAUUCGUGACUUUAGUAGCCAAAUAUGAUUUUUGGAUUAUUAGGAGUGAUGCUUUUUAUAGUAUUUACAAUCAGCCAGUGUAAAAAUUUACCAGAAUGUGGCUGGUUUCUGCUCCCCUUUCCAAUGUUGCACAAUGUUGGUUCUCGGUUCUGUUCUUAUGUCGUCUACAUAAAUGAGUAUAAAUGUGUUUUCCUUGGCAAUGAAGCUGGUGUUUUUGUGGGUGUGUGUGUAUUCACAGUGGUAGAAUGAGCGUUGCCUUUGUUUUCACUUUAUAUGUUGUAAGUUUUCAGUGUUUUUACAUCGUUUUCACUUUUGUUGUGAGGGACUGCUGUGCACCUGAUCUGUCACCUCUCAUCUGAGGGGCUCACAGUGACCAAAUGUUUAAAUGUUCAAUAAAUAUAUGAGCCACA